Messenger RNA from Stomoxys calcitrans (stable fly), 1938 nucleotides. RefSeq names its product probable cytochrome P450 310a1 (gene Cyp310a1). The record is from RefSeq and is a predicted model, not a curated record. Gene Ontology annotation, molecular function: iron ion binding; heme binding; oxidoreductase activity, acting on paired donors, with incorporation or reduction of molecular oxygen. The transcript has 5 exons. Lineage: Eukaryota; Metazoa; Arthropoda; Insecta; Diptera; Muscidae. Bases 288 to 1778 code for a protein of 496 amino acids.
ACGUUUUAAAGACUUUCGCUUUCAGUUGGCAAUUUUUCAAUUUUGUUAAAACUCUUAGUUCUGAUGUCUGCUUUAGUCGAUCGCCGCAGCUUCUGUGGAGUGCUGUCCAAACGACUGACCUGUGGUCCCCGCGUUUGCUGCCGUUUUCACACAAAGCUGAAAACCCCUGCACCGAGCAGCAGAAAAACAAAACUUGUUCUUAGGCUUGACAACGGAAAACGGCGCUUAAAAUUAAAACAACGAUAUUCUCAAGCUAUCACUUGGAUUUUAUCGGCUAAGGCAACAACAUGUGGCUACUCAUACCGAUUCUGGUGUACUCCGUGAUAUUUCUGUAUAUACGACACAUCUACAGCUAUUGGCGGCGCAAGGGCUUCCCCCAUGAAAAGUCCAGUCUGCGCUGGUCAUUCAUACGCAACAUCUAUAAUCGAGAGUUCCACUUCAGUGAGGCCAUCAACAGUUUCUAUAAGACGGGCAAGGAACGUUUUGUGGGCAUCUAUUGUUUCUUUCGGCCCGUACUUAUGGUAAGAGAUCUGCCAUUGGCCCGUACCUUGAUGGAGAAUCAGGGUGGCCAUUUCAACGAUACCAAAUGGGAUUAUGUACGAAGUUAUCGCAAAUACAAUCUGCUGGAAAAGCUGUCGCCCAUAUUUGCCACCACACGCUUGGAGGCCAUGUUUCGUAAUAUCGAAAAAGUGGGCGAACAUCUGGUGAAUCAUCUCAACUUGGGUCCAUUGGUUAGCAUCAGCAGCACCUCUACAGACGGCGCCUGUGUUGAUAUGCAACAAUUGUUGAGAAUUUACUCGGUAAAUAUAAUCGCCAAUCUUAUCUAUGGCCUGGACAUUGAUGUUUUCAAACAAAACGAUUCAGUUUUUCGUCAUUAUGCCAACAAUUCCCUACGCAAAUCUGGAUUCAAUUCAUACACCUUUAAUCGUCUACCCAUAAAAUCCUCUCUCACUUAUCGCCUGCGUGAUAUAGUGCGCAAGAGUGUGGAGUUGCGUGAAGAUGGCGGCACCAUACGCAAGGAUCUGCUGCAACUUUUGGUGAAAUUUCGCAAUGGCAAUGACAUAGAGGUCAAAGAUAAACUCAAUUGGCAUAUAGAAAUUGUUUUCGAACGGGAGAAGGUCUUAUCCAUAAAGAAAAUGGGAAGAAUUGCCGAACAUCUGUUGGACAAUGGUAUGACAACUAUGGCCUCCACAGCGAUAUUUACACUCUAUGAGUUGUUAAAAAAUCCCGCAUUAAUGAGAAAAAUUCAGGAAGAGUUGAAGCGAAUACAAAUACAGGAUACAGCAGUAGACAAACAAAAGACUGUAUACGAACAAAUGAGGCAAUUGAAAUUAAUGGAUUUGUGUAUACAAGAAACCAUACGCAAAUACCCCAGUGUCCCCACCAUAGAGCGAACCUGCCGCAAACCCUUUCCCAUACCAAAUAGCAAACAUGUCUUAAGCGAGGGCAAAUCGUUUAUAGUGCCUCUCCUGGCCAUACAGAGAGACGAACGAUAUUUCCAGGAACCCUUGGAAUAUAAGCCAGAACGGUUUCUGAAAGAUAGCAAUGGCAAUAAGGGAGAAAACUUCAUAGGAUUUGGCUUGGGUGCCAAAUCAUGCAUUGCUCAAAAUUUUGUUAAAUUAGUUGUUAAAUAUAUUUUGGUAAAACUUUUCCUAAACUACCAUAUGGAGUUGGUGCCCACAGAUGAUUUCGAUAUUUGCUAUGACGAUACACCCUUUAUACGUUCGGAAGCAGGUCUGAAGGUGAAACUUAGGCCGAAAGUUAAAUUUGAAAUUUAAGUCGUUCACAAUAAUAUUGGCAACUGUUAGAUACAUAAGGCAAUAAAUAAGAUAUUUAAGUAUUAUGUGAAAAAUAUUGAGAAUAUUAAGAAGUAAAAUGGGGUUCAGUUUGGCUGGGCUGAACCUUAUAUUCCCUCUACUAUGGAUCGCAUUUAUCAAA